Messenger RNA from Pseudocercospora fijiensis CIRAD86, 2907 nucleotides. RefSeq lists its product as uncharacterized. The transcript has a single exon. Bases 1 to 2907 code for a protein of 968 amino acids. The record is from RefSeq and is a predicted model, not a curated record. NCBI's taxonomy places the organism in Eukaryota, Fungi, Ascomycota, Dothideomycetes, Mycosphaerellales, Mycosphaerellaceae.
AUGGAGCAGGCGCUGCACCAAGAUGAUAUCGUGGCUAGGAAGAGCGACGAGAAGUCGCUCGCCGUCGUCGAGCGGACACACUCAGACAUUGACACGCAUAUGCCGCUUCCCAGGAGGACCGAAGAAGAACCAAUCACUUGUGGGCCAGGAGUGUCGCAAAGCGCCUUUCGACGCUUUCUGGUUGAUGGUGUGCCCCCGCGCGAUACCGUACUAAUUCGCUACCAAGACGAGCCGAAGCUCGAGUUGCUGCCAGUCUCGAGAGUCAAGCUGGUGGAUCGAUCCUUGAUGAUCGGUGACAUUGUCAAACGAAGCGCGCAGGACUCGCAAUCGGGUGUCAUCCUCAACACAUUCACGAGAUGCACCCUCCAGCCCAUGUGCGAUGUCACAUAUCAAAAUAGUCGCACGCUCAAGGGACUUCUGGGACGAUCUUCCGACGAUCCUGCCUCUUCGCAAUUCUUCAUCUAUCCGGACGGACGGCCACGACCGAUUGUGGAUGUACCCGCAGCGGAACUUACUUACGCCGAGGCGCUGACGGAAGAUGAUCUGGUCGUGUAUCAAGACUGGAUCGGUCGUGUUGAUGCCAUCACAAACAAUAUCCAGCUCAAACUUGUCGACAACUCCGUCGUCGAAAUCAAUGAUGAGUCUGGAGAGCACACAGAUGGAAGCCCUGGUCCGUUCUGUUUGGGCGACAUUGCCAAGACAAAAAAAGGCCUUCUGCGCACCGGAAAGUGGAUCUAUGGCAGCUAUAAUCCCAACACGCCGCCGGUAGGUACUGUGGUGAACAUUCGUACUAUCGCAGCCGAGAUCGCAUGGGCACAGCGAAGGAUAGGAAGUCUACAAGAGAGUGAGCCGCCUGUUCUUCUGGAAUCGUCGGAACUGGAAUCACCCGAAUUCAUGGUCUAUAAACGCUCUCGACGACCCUCUGCAGACGCUUCACAACCGCGCUCGCAAACGGUGUCUAAUUCUGAAAUCGAUGUGCGGCUAGGUCUGCGUGUACGAUUCAGCGAUCUCACUGGCGCCUGCCUGAAGUACAACUCAGCAGACGGCACACGUAAAUUACUGCGGCUGGACCGCCAGGAUCACUUAGGCUAUGACCUAAACAUCUUCGAUGUUGUAUCGUUCCACACCACCGUCGCCGUACAGUGGCAGGAUCUUUCUAUCAGCACCGAGCGGAGUAUCGACCUGAUCCCCGACGUUAACAUCGAUGACGAGCAUGCUGCUUGGCCUGCGGAGGUUGUACAUUCAUUGAGACUGCAAGCAGUACCAGGGCUUGAAAACACCGAACAGCCGGAGCUCAUCGGGAUCGUCCAGGCAGUCAACGCCGAAGAUCGCAUGGCUCGUGUCAGAUGGUCUCCAAACUCUCAUGUGCACUAUGCGAGAGACCCGGACGGCGAAGAGGGUCUACCGCCUCCGAUAGUUUCGUACGCGAUUGAUCCUUCUUUGCUCACGGCUGAGGAAGAAGUCAGCCUGUAUGAUAUUGAAGCCCCGGCGCAACUCAAUGUACGGAGAGGCGACAUAUGCCUUAUCACUUCACCUGAAUACAGCGGAGGAUCCUCUAGACCUAGUGAUCUAACUUGGCUCGGAGAAGUAGUCGACACUCUCAUGGAUGGCCAACUUGUCAUUCGACUAAGUGGCGCUGCGGUCUCACGGGAUGUGAUACUUUGUCGAGAACAGUGCGUUGUGGCCAUUCGUUCCGAUGGGACUGAUCAGCCUGAUGCUUGGCACGAUGAUGAGGGAGGUGGUGAGGAGGAUAUAGAGUGGUCAGAGGCAGAAGAAGUGUGGAGUGAUGAGGAAGAAGACGAUGAAGUCGAGCUCGCAGCUCAUUACGAAGACGAAAACGGUCAAAUCCUGGAUGAAGACGAUGUCGAGGAUGAAGACUGGGAAUCUGCCGACGAAGGCAAUGACGAGGAUGACGAUGUCGAAAUGCAGGAUGCACCAGAACACCAAACACCCCUCACCCCGCAGUCAGUAACACCAGCCAACGACGAGGAGAAUAAGACGAGUCACCCUUCAAUUACAUCACUAGAUGGCAAAUCAGAUAGAGAUGGCGCGGAGUCAGCACCAGCAUCAUAUCUAAUCCUGGAAGGUCAACCUCCAGCAGAUCACCACUACCGAAAUGAAGUUGCAUACCAGUCACCGCAGCAUAUGAAGAGGACGCAAAAAGAGCACCGCAUACUCCAGUCAUCAUUACCCGAACGUGUGUACGUGCGCAGCUACGAAUCACGACUGGAUCUAUUAAGAGUCCUGAUCAUUGGCCCAACUGAAACUCCAUACGCCAAUGUCCCGUUCGUGAUGGAUUUCUACCUGCCUCCAACCUUUCCGACCGACCCACCACAAGCAUUUUUCCACUCUUGGCCGGCACAAGCUUCCAUUGGUGGCACUAUUGGCCGAGUCAACCCCAAUCUGUACGAAGAUGGCAAGAUAUGUUUGUCAAUUCUGGGCACAUGGGAAGGCGACAAGGGCGAAAGCUGGAGUCCGACGAAGAGCACACUCUUACAGGUCCUGGUCUCUCUGCUUGGCCUUGUAUUAGUACGUGAGCCAUACUACAAUGAGGCAGGCUAUGAGGCCCUCGUUGGCACCGAAGAGAGCAAGAAUUCCAGCAACUUGUACAGCGAAAGAGUAUUCCUGCGCGCGAAGGGACUCAUGAUUACAGCGCUAUCAAAUCUCGACAGCACCUCCGGCCUCAAAGGUCUCGAAGAUAUCAUUCGCUACCUCUUCCAGGAACCCCACGGUCCAAGGCUGCUUGUAUGCGCGAUCAAGGAUGUAGAGCAAGUGCUGGAAAAGAGCGAUGGCAAAGCGAAGUCCGAUGGGCUUACAGUCAUGUCUAAAGGGGCGUGUAUACCUUUGCGCCGCGUACUGGAGAGCCUCAAAGGACUGGCCAACCAGCAUGUGCACGUUCCUGGCUAG